This is a messenger RNA of Rangifer tarandus platyrhynchus (Svalbard reindeer), 717 nucleotides long. The record is from the annotation of a GenBank genome assembly. Lineage: Eukaryota; Metazoa; Chordata; Mammalia; Artiodactyla; Cervidae.
AUGCAUUCUGUCUGGAGGCUCCUGGUCCUCCUCGGCUUGCUGGCCUUGCCCUCAGCCCUACACAAGCCACAGCAGCCUGGCCUGGCCAAGACCCACACAGACAGCAAGUCGGCUCUGGCAAGAAUUAUUGCCCAGGGCCUCAUGAAGCACGAUACAGAGGGCCGAAUCCAGAACAUUCACCUCCUGGACAGUCUGAAUGCCUCUGGGCAGAUGGCCCCGGGGAUGGUGGGCUGGCUAAUCGGCAGCACGAGCCUUCAUCACCAUCCAGAAGGCAGUGCCAACAUUACCAACGCUCAGCUGGACUAUGGUGGGAUCUGGAUGUCUUUCCAUAAGGAGUGGUUCACAGCAAACAUCUCACUUGGAUUUGAUAUUGACUUGAGACUGCCCUUCAAUAACCAUAUCAUAAAGACACACGAACGCAUGAACCUCUCUGUGGAGUUCUGGCUGGAGAAAGAUGAGUUUGGCCGGAGGGAUUUGGUGAUAGGCAAAUGCCACGUGGAGCCCAGGAGUGUCCACACGACUUUCCUCACUGAAGCUAUCCCACCAAAGGUGAAUCCUUUUCUCCGCAACUUCAGAGACAACCUGGAAAAAGUUAUCCCACAUCUGAUAGAAAGUCAGGUAUGUCCUCUGAUUGACGAGAUACUCAGGCAGCUGGAUGUGAAACUGUUGAAAAGCCUCAUGGAACAGGACAUUGCUUAUGAACUCAACCAACUUUGA